AUGGUUAGAAAUAUCCAUAUAGUUUCCAGUGGUAGUGGAAGUGAAAGUGAGAUUUCAUCAUCCGCUACUCCACAACCUGAUGGGGUCAAGCUGUUUUCACACUUACCGGAUAAGACCGAGGAAGCGCUCAGUACAUUUGAAUUAUUGAGUGAAAAUCAUUAUAUAGAUAAGCUCAGGAACGUGUAUUCGGCCUCUGGGGAAGUGAUGACGUGUGACUGCGCAGAGCGUCGCGUUGCAGGGGUCAAUGUGGCCUGUGGUGUAGAUUCAGACUGCAUCAAUCGGUUAACCAACGUGGAAUGUGUGGACGAUCAAUGUGUAUCGUGUGGUUCACAGUGCCAGAACCAGCGAUUCCAGCGAAAUCAGAUGGCAGAUGUUUCGGUCUUCUUGACUGAGCACAAAGGUUAUGGAAUGAGGGCUAACUGUGACAUUCCUGCGCACACUUUCAUUGUUGAAUAUAAAGGUGAGGUGAUAGAUGAUCGGGAAUAUAAACUUCGUAAGGAAAGUUAUGCCGACGAGGGUAUCGGGCAUUUUUACUUUAUGAUGAUACAGGAAAACGAGAUAAUAGACGCCACUAAGAGGGCUAGCCUGGGUAGAUUCUGCAAUCAUUCGUGUGAUCCGGUUGCCUACGUGGAAAAAUGGGUCGUUAAUAAGAGGUAUAGAAUGGGCAUCUUUGCUAAAAGAAAGAUAAUGAAAGGUGAGGAGAUCACGUUUGAUUAUAAUGUGGAUAGAUAUGGUUCCGAGCCUCAGAAAUGUUAUUGCGGUGCGAAAAACUGUGUAGGCUUUCUGGGUGGUAAGACUCAGACAGAAAUUCUGAGAUUGCUACCUUAUGCCGCCAGAGAGGCUCUUGGUAUAAGGUCCAGUGAUGAGAAAAGGUGGAUUAGAUUGGAAAAGAAGAUGGGGAUCAAGAUAUCCAAGGAUAACGUGGAGGCCAAAGUGGGUGAUUUUGUUGAGUCCUUUGAGCUUCAGCCUCUUACUAUCUCAGAUAUUCCUAAAGUUUCUAGUUGUCUCUUACUCCCUGACAAUGAUGUGUUGAUUAUCGACCGAAUAUUAGAGCGGUUCGACACUGAAGAUACUGGAUAUGGUGAAUUGUUACAUAUGUUCAAUAGGCUUCACGGUUUACAGGCGUUAACUUCUAGUAUCAACACCAUUCUGUUCACCGUUAGCGAUGGUAAGGAAUUAAGGCAAAGGGAAAAAAAUGCCCUUGUCAAAAUUGUCAACAUCUUCGAUGCAUGGCCCAAACUAGCGUCGAAAAAUACUAUCAACAGCUGUAACUUGGAAACCCUCCUUCAGGAAUUGGCUGUAAAGAUGGCAGAUAAACAUAUUGCGAAUUUGAUUGAUAGGAUUCUACUCAAUUGGAGGGAUCUACCAGUGAUAUAUAGGAUUCCCAAACGAAUUGACGGUGGAGAGGAUGGGAAACCCAUGGACAAAUUUUCCACGCAUAUUGAUGACAGAAGGUCACGGUUGGCGCAAUCUGCUAUGCGUCUUGUUGAUCCGGCAGCAUCUGGAGCUGGUUCCUCGGCGGGUUCCGCCAUGGCCUCUAGAACAGAUUCUGCUGGUGAAUCUGUGUCCUUAUCCCCAGCGAUAUCUGCAGUCUCUAAAGGUCAACCGAAUGAUGUUGAUGUUGCUAGUCUUCCAGAAUCAAGAAAAAUCGAAGGUAAAGCAUUGCCACCUGGUUGGGAGUGGACCACAGAUCCGACUUCGGGAUCUGUGUACUUUUAUAACAGAGAAAAAGGCUUGACACAAUGGCAGAGGCCAGAAUGGCCACCAACCAAUUUGAAGGCUGGAUUAGAAUCGAUAUUGAAAGCUGUUCCCAAUUCAACAGUUGAUGACGGAAAGAAGAAGAGAGAAAGAGAAAGAGAUCGUGAAAGAGAUAGAGAAAGAGAGCAGAAGAAGAGAUUGAGAGAGCUUGAGAAAAAGAGACUUGCAGAACAAGAUGCCGUCGUUAAGAUUGAAGAGCAGCGGAUGGAAAAGCUGACCAAGAUCAUUGAGCAGGCAUCUAAAGAGGCCAGCUUGAAGCAAGCGAGGGGCCAACGUCAUCAUUCGCAUGACUCAGAGGGUGGUCGUGAUCGCUCUUCUCGCCAUACUCAUAAACAUCAGCAUACAACUUUACAUGCUAAUCAUUCGCAUCGCCGUGAUUCCUAUGAAACCAAUGAUACUGAGAUUUCAUCUGGGAAGCACGGAAAAGUCGAAAAGCAAUGGAUGCUAUUGUUUGCCUCAGCAGUUCCAAACAUGUUGAAGAAGUAUGAGUCUCAUGUUGGCCGAGGGAAUAUGAAGAACUGUGCCAGGGAGAUCACACAUGUGUUAGCUCAAAAGGAUAUGAAGAGACACACAGGACAGCCAGUUCCAUCCAAGCUUUCAGACGAAAGGAAGAAAAAGAUUGAUUCUUUUGUCAGCGAGUACAUGCACAAGUUUGUUUCAAAGUUUGACACCAAGAAGGCCGAAAAGAGGCAUUCGAGUUCUGAGGAGUUACCUUCAAAGAAGCUGAAAGAUUAA
This is a messenger RNA of Brettanomyces nanus, 2493 nucleotides long. RefSeq lists its product as uncharacterized. The coding region runs from base 1 to 2493 and encodes 830 amino acids. Gene Ontology annotation, biological process: regulation of DNA-templated transcription. Lineage: Eukaryota; Fungi; Ascomycota; Pichiomycetes; Pichiales; Pichiaceae. The transcript has a single exon. Gene Ontology annotation, molecular function: histone H3K36 methyltransferase activity; protein binding. The record is from RefSeq and is a predicted model, not a curated record. Gene Ontology annotation, cellular component: chromosome; nucleus; chromatin.